GUUUUUACACGUAGGUAGUUUAAUCAUAAUCUUCGAACUGCAGUGUGCAUAAUAAUUAUUGCGUUUGUUUAGAAACCUAUACCUAUAUAGUUGGUACUUACCUAUAUUUGGCUAUAUACACAUAAUAUCCUAUAUCGAUGAGUCGAAGCCUCUAAGGUCAGGUGUAUAAGUAUUUGUGCUAUAAACGUUUUCGCCGAUAUGGAAAGGUGGAGCGAUAGAGUAGCCAUCGUGACCGGAGUAAGCAGCGGCAUAGGAAGAGCCAUUACCGUAGCUCUGUUAAAAAGCGGCAUGGUCGUCGUCGGUAUUGCCAGACGAGAAGAUCUCUUGAAGAAACUAAGUGAAGAAGUCGAUAGUUAUCGAGGGAAGUUCUAUUACAAAUCAUUUGAUAUCAGAAAUGAGAAACACAUAACCGAAUGCAUUCAGUGGACUGUCACAACCUGUGGAAGUAUCGACGUGUUGAUUAACAAUGCUGGAGUCUAUGAUGAAACUAAACUAGUUGAUGAAUCGAUGGACCACGGGAAAAUGAUUAUGGAGACAAAUUAUUUGGCCGGAUGUAUUUUCACUAAAGAAGUAAUAAACGAGAUGAAGUUGAAGGGUAUUGACGAUGGACACAUUAUCAAUAUAAAUAGCGUGGCGGGCCAUUACAGGGCUGAACCAAUAAAAGCACUUAUUCAUAAUGCCAGCAAACACUGUAUAACAUUAACAACGGACAGUAUUAGAAGGAUGUUGGUUAACGAGGGGAGUAAAAUUAAAAUAACGAGUUUAAGUCCCGGAGUGACAAUUAAAGAGUCAACAGAACAACAAUUGAAAUCAAUCCCUGAUAUGACAUAUCUAGAAACUGAAGAUAUUGCUAAUGCCGUACUUUACAUUUUAGGAACACCACCAAAUGUUCAAGUAUGUGAAUUGACAAUCAGAUCUGUUGGAGAAACCAUGUAUUAAUAUUUGAAGACAACCAUCAAUAUUAUUGAAUUGAAAUAAAAUACAAAAAAAUCUUUAAUUACCUACCAAA
Messenger RNA from Acyrthosiphon pisum (pea aphid), 1009 nucleotides. Its product is annotated as serine 3-dehydrogenase-like. The record is from RefSeq and is marked validated. NCBI's taxonomy places the organism in Eukaryota, Metazoa, Arthropoda, Insecta, Hemiptera, Aphididae.